UCGAGGAUGCGGACACCGACGUGCAGGACUACAGCACCGACGAGGACUACAACGACGUUUUCGACUCGACCACCAACGGGACCGACGUGGACGCUGCAUCUGGCACGAAAAGUGGCACUUUGAAAUUCGUAAGGACCCUAACAAACAUAUCGAAGGACGCAGGCAGCGUCGCCCAUAUGCGGUGUGAGGUUGUGGGCGAUCCACCUCCGACGAAGAUACGAUGGUUCAAGAACGAGGCGCCGUUAGAAGAGGACCGGCCAAAAAUCACUAUCAGAAAAAUACACGCGCAAACGCAUGAGCACGCAGCGAAGAACGUGGCGGGAAGUCGAUUGAAAAUCACAAACUUGGACGUUUCCGAUGUUGGCUUUUACACCUGUCGCGUCACCAACGGCAAGGACCAAAUUCAGAGCGAGGGAACCCUGCGAGUCGAUUCCUCGAAGAAAUGGCAGGCUCCCAUACAUCCUGGACACUCCAUGGGUCAGCCAUCCGGCACCGAUAGAUUUUCCACAGGAAUGUCUGGUCCUGGAUUUGUCGACGGGAGUAUGGGAAAUGGAGACAUGUUGGACAUCUCAACAAAUGGAAUGUCUACACCUCAUAUCUCUCAUCUGGCAUCUGUAAAUCCCUUCAGUAUACUUUCACCAAGCCCACAACCAACUAGCUCACAGUCUAGCAUGGAUUUUAAUACAAUCGGCGGCCUUAGUAAUGGCAAUAUGCAAUUCCCUCCCAAUGUGAAUUUUGACGAGAUAUCAGGCAUAAGUUCAAUUCCAAGCAGAAAGGACAAUCAUAAAGGGACAUGCGAGGUGUACAUAGGAAAAACAUGUGCCCAAUUUGUAGGAAAUCAGUCGGUUUACAUUAUAUACCCCAUGACACAAAAAAUGCUCGAGGAGAAAUUAAUGAAGGCGUUUCAAGUUAUCAAUUUCUCAAAUGAGCUAUCUUCAAAUUGCGAAGGAUAUGCGAAGCCGUCUCUUUGUUAUUCCGCCUUCCCCAUAUGCCGCGACCAGUCUCACAAUCAGAAGCCGAAAAACACUGAAGCGAGUACGCAGUUAUUUAACCUUCUGAACUCCAAGCAAGAUGAUAUCUUAGACGACGGGGAUCGCGACGACACGGACGACUUCGCGCGACUGCACGGAAUUCCCAAGAAGCGUAGCCCCACAUUGGGCCCGGUUUUCGACUUCAUGCCACCCAAUGAGGAUGGCAAAUCAAGCAAUAAGAAGAUAAUCAAUCAGAGCUACGGGGACGCACGAUCAGCAGCCGGUCGGAAUGAGAUCAAUCGUAAAUUACGUAGAAUAUGUCGAGAGGAGUGCGAAAUGUUGGAGAAUGAACUGUGCAGGAAGGAAUAUGCGAUAGCGAAAAGGCAUCCAUUGAUUGGGCAUCAAGUGCCUUUGGUUGAAUGCUCCGACUUGCCAUUGGAGGGGUCGACAGAAGCACGCGAUUGCUUAACGCUCGGGUUAUCCGCAGCAAAUAAUGUACAAGAGAAUGACUAUUGCUACUGGGGCAGUGGGAAAUCCUAUCGAGGAACUAUCAAAACGAGUGUCAGCGGAAGGCCGUGUUUACAAUGGUCGCAUCACUUCAAUCUUCAGAUUUCUGAUUAUCCCGAAUUAGCCGGACGUCAUUCUUACUGCCGGAAUCCCGGCGGGAAAGAGUCUCAGCCGUGGUGUUAUGUCGAUGUCAAUAAGAGAAUGCAAAAAGAGUUUUGCAAUAUACCUAAAUGCGUUGAAAAUUUGUGGAUUUACGCGGUCGUUGGGUUUGUAAUAAUGGGAGGUUUCGUUACCAUAUUAAUAUGUUAUUGCUGCUGCUAUAGAAGUAGAAAAUCCAGACGACAGAUGAAUCAUUUACCAUCGAACAAGAUGUUAACUGGUAUCCAGUGUGACAAGAACAUAUACGACGGCAGGAGAAGCACGACGCAACCUAUGGAAAUGAGUUCUCUUUUGGCAGGGCCUGGUAACACGACACCAGGCACUGGUACCCUUAGCAGUGGUAGUAGUAGAACUUCUAAUAAUAGGAUACCCCAAUUUACUACAAAUAACGUUGUGCUCUUGCAAGAACUGGGCGAAGGUGCAUUUGGAAAAGUUUACAAGGGCGAGCUGCAGACAGGUAACAAGUGCGAGCCGCCCAUUUACGUGGCAGUGAAAACACUGAAAGAAAACGCGACCCCGAAGACUCAGAGCGACUUCAGACGAGAAGUCGACCUCAUGACGGACCUGAGGCAUCCAAAUAUCAUUUGUCUGCUUGGCGUGAUACUGAAAGGCGAGCCGAUGUGUAUGCUCUUCGAGUACAUGACUCAGGGAGAUCUGCAUGAAUUUUUAAUCUGUCAUUCUCCGAGGUCGGAUGUGCCGUUGAACAACAGCGGCGGAAAAAUCCUAGAGCAGCCGGAAUUCUUGCACAUUGCGUUACAAAUUGCAUCAGGUAUGGAAUAUUUGGCUAGCCACCAUUACGUCCACCGCGAUUUGGCAGCGCGAAAUUGCCUAGUAGGUGAUAACCUAACGGUCAAGAUCUCCGACUUUGGUCUAUCGCGAGACAUAUACAGCAGCGACUACUACAGGGUUCAGUCGAAGAGUCUGCUACCCGUUCGAUGGAUGCCACCCGAGUCGAUUCUUUACGGCAAGUUCACCACUGAGUCGGACGUGUGGAGUUUCGGGGUUGUGCUUUGGGAAAUUUACAGCUACGGUCUGCAGCCGUAUUACGGAUACAACAAUCAGGAAGUUAUCGACAUGAUUCGCUCACGACAGCUGUUGCCGUGUCCCGAGGACUGUCCUACGAUGAUCUAUAGCUUGAUGAUUGAGUGUUGGCACGAAGUGGCGAAUCGUAGGCCUCAGUUCCCGGAAAUCCAUCACCGUCUACACAAUUGGUACAUAAAUCAAACGUACUUGAGCGAUUUCUGCAACGAGUCGAUCACCAGUUACUCCGGCAGUAGUCACAAGAGCACGAACAAGACCAACUCAACGCAGCUGUCGGCACCCAUAUACAAGAACGAUCAGAAAACGGGUUCGGAGCCACCGGCAGUCUGCAAUCUAAACGACCACAACAAUGCGAUGAAGUUGCUACCGCCGCCGACGACCUUUUCAAACUCUAACUGCAUCGAGCAGAGGUCAAACUGUAUUUUCAAUGAGCAUGGAGCGCCGAUGACGACAGCCAAUUAUCAGAAUCCCGUUACGAAUGUCAAUCUGAACGACGUCUACGAUGACAAGCAAUGUUGUUCGCCCAAAUUGAGCGGCGCGAAGAAGGUCUUACCUGCGGUGCCUCAGGUGGGCUGCGGCAAGCAACCGAACAAUGGCAGACCGAUGCAAAACGGCGCACAGUUGGUCGUCAGGUUACCAGACCCCAGCAAAGUCACGACCGAAACCAGGGUAUCGAAGUGAGCACGCUCGGGAACACGCGACAUGUCGCGCGUCUGUUGCGACUGAUUCAUUAUUUGAGCAUCGAUAACAGCGUAUGCGCGCGUCCGCGCGCUACUAAUGACAUUUCUCGGUGCGAACGGUAUUUCGUGCUUGCUUAUAGCGAUAUUUGUCGACAAAUUAUAAACUAUCGGAAAGCGACUGUUUACGCAGCAAGUUGGAUACGAUUCACACUUGUUCGAAGUGUAUCGGACUGUGGAAUCAUAUCGACUUGUCGUCAUUGUUACUUUGCUCGCUCUUUUUUUUUUUUU
Molecule: messenger RNA, 3646 nt
Organism: Harpegnathos saltator (Jerdon's jumping ant)
Lineage: Eukaryota; Metazoa; Arthropoda; Insecta; Hymenoptera; Formicidae
Gene: Ror
Product: tyrosine-protein kinase transmembrane receptor Ror
Exons: 13
Coding region: 177-3359 (1060 amino acids)
Biological process (GO): multicellular organism development; positive regulation of kinase activity; cell surface receptor protein tyrosine kinase signaling pathway
Cellular component (GO): plasma membrane; signaling receptor complex
Molecular function (GO): ATP binding; Wnt-protein binding; transmembrane receptor protein tyrosine kinase activity
Source: RefSeq, a predicted model, not a curated record